UCGCGUUUUUUGCGGGACAUUUCAAACCUCAUUCCGGAAAUUUUACCUCCCUUUGACGGAAUUGACUAAAAAUGGCGGAUAUACAGCAAGCGAACAAAAAGUGCAAAUCGAAAAAAAAAUCAAUAAAUUCAGUAGAUGAGUCUGAAGAAUCAAGUGAUGAUAGUAGCUCAGACAAUAGCAACAGGCCAUCAGAAGAGGAAUCAAGUUCCUCUUCAUCAUCAACUGGUAAUUCAGAUGCAAAGAAAACCAGUGUAAUGGAAAAAAAUAGAGAUGGAAGGAGGGGGUUAAAGAGAGACAAAGGUGAAGAUAGAGAAGCGUCAAGUGAGAGUUCGAGUGAGGAGGAAGAGGGGGAGACUAGACAUGUAAAAAAUACAGCAAAAGAUAAACAAAAGUCCAAAGAAUCUGCUGAUAGAUAUAAAAAUAAAGAGAUUUCUGAUCACAGAAAGAAAAGGAGAAGGAAAGAUAGCUCAGAUCAUUCAAAUGAGGAAAAAAGACGAAAAAGUGAUGUAAGGAAAAGCCAUGAGAGAGAUGACACAGAUGAUAAAAGAAGGAACAAAGAUAGAUACAAUACCCAUCAUCAUCAAGAGGCAUCUGAGUUGUCUUCUAGAGAUCAGAACACCCAUGUAAAUAGAGAAAGGUACAGAAAGGAUGAAAGUUUUUAUGACCGAGAGAAAAAAGACCGGACUAGGCAUGUCAGUAGAGAAAGAUUUGAUCACAGAGAGAGACACCAAGAUGGUGAUUUUAGAGAGCCUAGGGGAAGAAAUAGGGAAAAAGAACGCGAAUAUAAUCAUGGUAAUGCUGAAGACAGAAGGAAAGAAACAAGACGGCAUGAUCAAAGAAGGCACAGAUCUGCAAACAAUCAAGAAGAUGACAGAAGAAGUGGAAAUGAUCAUAACGAGGCUAGAGAAGCGCAUGUUAGGGAGUGGGAUAGAGGCAAAGAACGUGACGAUAGAAGGGGUGAAAAAGGGGAAGGAAGAUCAAGAAACAAUAACGAAGGCGAAAGUGUGGAGUCGGGGAAUCCAGAGAGCCAAACCGAAAAGGAGGAACCAAACUUUGAACUGUCUGGCAAGCUGACGGAAUUCACAAACACCUAUAAAGGUGUGGUCAUAAAGUACAACGAGCCCCCUGAAGCAAGAAAGCCGAAAACAAGAUGGAGGUUCUAUCCUUUCAAAGGAGACCAAAGCUUGCCUGUCCUGCAUAUUCACCGCCAAAGUGCAUAUCUACUUGGCAGAAACAGAAUGAUUGCGGAUAUUCCGGUUGAUCAUCCCUCUUGUUCCAGUCAGCAUGCAGUGUUGCAAUAUCGACUUGUUGACUAUGAGCGCCCUGAUGGAUCAUUCGGAAGAAGAGUCAAGCCAUAUAUAAUAGACUUGGACUCUUCAAAUGGAACGUUUUUGAAUAACAACAAAAUUGAAGCAAGGCGCUAUUUCGAGUUAAAAGAGAAGGACGUGUUGAAAUUCGGAUUCAGCUCGCGGGAGUACGUCAUACUACAUGACCAAUCAAAAGAUGACGCCAAAGAGUCUGACGAUGAGAGUAUCGGCAAAUGAAUGCCUGUAAGUUAAAUGGAAAAAUCUUUCAUAUGCGAAUGUAUAGAGAACCAAUUCUGGGAUUUUCUAUGAAGUUGGGUGUAGCAUAGAAGCGUUUUGUUAAAAAAAUUUGCCUGAGGUAAAAAUCUGCUGUAUAGUUAUUUAUACUGGAUCAACAUCUUUCAAA
Molecule: messenger RNA, 1710 nt
Organism: Rhopilema esculentum
Lineage: Eukaryota; Metazoa; Cnidaria; Scyphozoa; Rhizostomeae; Rhizostomatidae
Molecular function (GO): protein binding
Source: RefSeq, a predicted model, not a curated record